Messenger RNA from Cryptomeria japonica (Japanese cedar), 2009 nucleotides. Its product is annotated as naringenin,2-oxoglutarate 3-dioxygenase. The coding region runs from base 452 to 1567 and encodes 371 amino acids. The transcript is spliced from 3 exons. NCBI's taxonomy places the organism in Eukaryota, Viridiplantae, Streptophyta, Pinopsida, Cupressales, Cupressaceae. The record is from RefSeq and is a predicted model, not a curated record.
UUCUCACAUCUGACUUUUCUCCUUAAAAAAAAUGACCACGAGUGUUUUUGUGUUAAUUUGCAAUAUAAGACGGACGAUUUGGUCUCGAGGGUUAAGUAUCGAAUAAACAAUGGGUGUGGUAAUCAGAUGGCAAUUUGGUCUUCAAUAUUAGGUCAAUUAGUAAACAGUGGGUGUGGUAAUCAAUCAGAUAGCGAGUGUUGUGUUUUGGGUUUGUACGAGGCAGGCAGGAAUGUUAGGAACCCCUCUAAGUUUCCAACUAUCGUUCAAUCAGCUGCCCUUCUCGCUAUCUACCUAUUGGUGGGUUAACACAGCGUGCACUUCAACAACCCCCAAAUCUUCUGUAUAAUACCUCUGACAUGGAUGCUUCAAGGAACAAGGCACUGAAAGCCUUUACCAUCAUAUCACUCGUAGCAAGUAAUUUGUGUUAGCUUUUGUUAGGAGUGCACAAAAAAUGGCACCAGCAGCAGUAGCAGGAGCCCCUGCAGUACCCUCGGAGCGACCUGACGUGCUUCCAGUGGGGGAAGCGGAGACAGCAAAGUCACUGCAGUCGAUCUUUGUGCGUGACGAGGAUGAGAGACCCAAGGUGGCGUACAAUGUUUUCAGCAGUGACAUUCCGGUUAUCUCCCUGGAGGGAAUAGAGGGACCACAGAGAGAGCGCGUGAAGGAGGAAGUCACCAACGCGUGCAAGGAAUGGGGGAUUUUCCAGGUGGUGAACCAUGGUGUCCCAGAGGAGCUGGUGAACACCAUGACUCAAUUCUCCCGAGAAUUCUUCGCCCUUCCCGCAGAGGAGAAGCUCAAGUACGACAUGCGAGGAGGCAAGCGUGGAGGAUUCGUUGUGAGCAGUCACCUGCAGGGCGAGUCCGUUCUUGACUGGAGAGAAAUCUGCACUUACUUCGCCCAGCCCCUUCACCAACGUGACUACACCCGCUGGCCCGACAAGCCCGAGGGAUGGAGAGAGAUUGUGGACAAGUACAGCGAGGCGCUGAUGGGUUUAGCGAGCAAGCUGCUGCAGAUCGUCUCGGAGGCGCUGGGAUUGGAGCCCGAGGCGGUGACAAAAGCGUGCGUUGAGAUGGACCAGAAGGUGGUGAUAAACUACUACCCCAAAUGCCCACAACCUGAUAUGACCCUGGGAUUGAAGCGCCACACCGAUCCUGGCACCAUUACUCUGCUCCUCCAAGACCAGGUGGGCGGCCUCCAGGCUACCAAGGACGAUGGGCUCAACUGGAUCACUGUCGAGCCUGUCCAGGGAGCUUUCGUAGUCAAUCUUGGCGACCACAUGCAUUUUCUGAGCAAUGGGAAGUUCAAGACCGCGGACCAUCAGGCCGUGGUGAACUCCAACUAUAGUAGAUUGUCCAUUGCUACAUUUCAGAAUCCGUCCCAGGAGGCAAUUGUGUACCCGCUGAAGUUGGAGGAGGGAGAGCAGUCUUUCAUGGAAGAGCCCAUCACUUUUGCUCAGAUGUAUUCCCGCAAGAUGAGCCGUGACAUUGAACUUGCCCGCCAGAAGAAGCUCGCCAAGCUCGCGCCUGCCCCUGAACCUGCACCCUCCCCUGCCGUUGCAUCUCAAUAAAGUAAUUAAGCAUUGAUGCUCUGAAGAUAUCAUGCUGUCUCAAUAAAAAGCUAUUUAGUUUAUAUUAAGGUGCGGUAGACAAGAGCCUACAGAGGGUUUAGUCCAUACUUAUGCAUUAGAUUUCCCGUUUUGUGUCUGAAUUACUAGAUAUGGAGGAUGAAUUUGAUCAGUUUAUGGAGCCCAGGCAACAUUAGGUUAUUGACUAUGGAAUGAGAUUGGCCACCGUCAUGAAUGAAUAGUAUGCGAUUGAAAAGCUUUGUAAAUGGCCGAUGUUCAUUCUUAUUGAGAAUAAUGAGCUUGGUGGGAACUGUCAUUUAUGACAGGAGACAGAGCUUUGACUGGGCUUCCAUUUGGUGCCCUAGUCGUUCUGGGUUUAUUUCUGUAGAGAUUAAUGUUAAAUUUAUUUAUAUACUCAAAUUCAGAAGCACUCUUCUUAAUAUUA